Messenger RNA from Camarhynchus parvulus, 1112 nucleotides. RefSeq names its product anaphase promoting complex subunit 16 (gene ANAPC16). NCBI's taxonomy places the organism in Eukaryota, Metazoa, Chordata, Aves, Passeriformes, Thraupidae. Gene Ontology annotation, cellular component: kinetochore; cytosol; anaphase-promoting complex. The transcript is spliced from 4 exons. Gene Ontology annotation, biological process: protein ubiquitination. The record is from RefSeq and is a predicted model, not a curated record. Bases 153 to 485 code for a protein of 110 amino acids.
CGCCCCGCCCCAUCAUGCACCGCGAGCGCGGCCACGCGCGCCGCCCGCACCGAGCCGCCGUGCGGGCUCCCGGGUGAAGGAGAGACGGUUCGGCAACGGGGCCGGGGAGCGCCGGGAGGCGGCGGCGGCCCGGAAGGCUGGCCCGGGGUGCCAUGGCAGCCUCCUCCUCAUCCUCCUCGGCCGGCGGAGUCAGCGGCAGCUCCGUGACGGGCUCGGGGUUCAGCGUGUCGGACCUGGCGCCGCCCCGCAAAGCCCUCUUCACUUAUCCCAAAGGAGCUGGGGAGAUGCUGGAAGAUGGCUCUGAGAGGUUCCUCUGUGAGUCUGUGUUCAGCUUUCAGGUUGCAUCCACACUGAAGCAAGUGAAGCACGAUCAACAAGUCGCAAGGAUGGAAAAACUUGCCGGUCUGGUGGAAGAGCUGGAGGCAGAUGAGUGGAGGUACAAGCCAAUAGAGCAGCUCCUGGGAUUCACUCCCUCCUCAGGCUGAGCGUGUCUGGAUCGCUGCUGUCAGGGAGCAGAAGAAAAACGUUCCCUGGCCUGGCUUCAAAACACCCCCCAUCUAUCAGAUGCUGACAGCUGCAUCGGCAGGAUGGGGCUUUGGGUUUUUUUUGAGAGUGGGGAUCCCCAGUAAAGCUGCCAAUAAACGGAAAUGACGAGAUUCUGUAGGUCCUUACAGGCUGGCAGGGCUUGGUUUCUGUAACUUAGAAGGCAGGAUCAGCUGUGCAGCCCCUGGAUAAUCUCUGUGUUGUUUACAGAGGGGGGCACAGGGACAGUGUGGGGAGGGCGACCUCGUAACUCGGCCCGGGUUCCCGCUGGAGCGCAGCCGGAGCGCUGGGUGAGCGGGGAAACCCUCUGGAGCAAAUGCCAGAAGCCCUCCUCAGCCCCUGCCGUCCUUCUGGGGGAUGGACACAAACUGUCCCAGCGCUGGGUGAGGGGCCAGCGGUGUCACCUCCUCCAGCAGUGCCUCGGCCAUUGCCCGAGCCGUUCCCUCUUCAUCGCCGUUUCUCUGGUAGCGCUGGCAGGACACCGCUCGGUCUUUUAAUACCCUGAAACUUUGUCCUCUUUGUUCUGUGUUAGAUUUCUCUGUGACAAUAAAAUAACUCUGUCUUUGAAA